Molecule: messenger RNA, 669 nt
Organism: Ogataea haglerorum
Lineage: Eukaryota; Fungi; Ascomycota; Pichiomycetes; Pichiales; Pichiaceae
Exons: 1
Coding region: 1-669 (222 amino acids)
Biological process (GO): poly(A)-dependent snoRNA 3'-end processing; rRNA catabolic process; U4 snRNA 3'-end processing
Cellular component (GO): nuclear exosome (RNase complex); cytoplasmic exosome (RNase complex); nucleolus
Source: RefSeq, a predicted model, not a curated record
AUGUCCAUUAUAGUCGAGAACGACCCGCUCGAUCAGGUCGAUGGAUCCGCGUCGUUUGAGUUUGGGGCCACAAAGGUGAUGAGUUCCGUUACGGGACCUAUAGAGGCUGCAAGACCAAGAAACGAGCUGCCGACAAAGGCAUAUUUGGACAUAAACAUCAGGCCGUCUUUUGGUGUGCCGUCCACAAGGGAAACGCUAUUAGAACACAAACUGGGCCAGCUUCUUCCCGCCGUGAUAAACUUGGACCAGUACCCGCGCCAAACGAUACAGAUUGCGGUUCAAAUUCUGAAAAAUGGUGAACCGAAUGAUUACACAGCAAGACAGCUUGUUGCAAUCAUAAAUUCCGUCUUCAUCGCUCUCAUCAACAGUGGAAUCUCGCUCAAAUCAUCAGUCAUGGCUACUUGUUGUAGUAUCAGCGCAGAAGGAGAGAUUAGGACGUCUCCCACAUCAUCAGAGUUGGCCAGCUCUGUUUCUCACUUCGUCGUCGUUUACUCGAUUGAAGACCAGCAAAUUGACAACCUUCUGUUUUGCGACGGACUGGGCACGUUCAAACAGCAGCAACUUUUCGACGUUCUUGACCGUGCGGCAUCAGAGAUACUCUUGAAUUUCCAGCAGAUCAGACAGGCGAUCGCAAGUCACGUGUCGCAAAAUUAUGUAUGGAAAGCCUAA